Rhodamnia argentea is the source of this 1479-nucleotide messenger RNA. Its product is annotated as metal tolerance protein 4-like. Gene Ontology annotation, biological process: monoatomic cation transport; transmembrane transport. Gene Ontology annotation, cellular component: membrane. Bases 65 to 1333 code for a protein of 422 amino acids. The record is from RefSeq and is a predicted model, not a curated record. The transcript has 7 exons. Gene Ontology annotation, molecular function: manganese ion transmembrane transporter activity. NCBI's taxonomy places the organism in Eukaryota, Viridiplantae, Streptophyta, Magnoliopsida, Myrtales, Myrtaceae.
UCUGCUCGAGUUCUUUGAUCUGAUACAGAGAGGUUUUGAGUUGCUGGCUGGGUUCCAAAAGUCCAUGGAGAGCUGGGGUGACGGCAUGGAUCGUGACGCGAAAGCGCCGCUCCUGUCGCCGAGAAACGGCGUCAAAAAUGGUCAGGACAAUGGGAAUGACGGUGCACGGGCACAAGCGAACGACAACAACGUUGACAACUCUGUUUCGGCUCUGAAGCAUGAGUUCUUCCUGAGGUUGCCGGCCAAGGUCCGGUCCGGGCUUGACCCUGAGUCCCCCUUCCAUCUCGACCUUUCCAAGACCAGUGGCCUCUGUGAAGGGGAGAAGGAAUACUAUGAGAGACAGUUUGCCACCUUGAGGUCGUUUGAAGAGGUUGAGUCUCUUAAAUCGCCUCACAUCGUCGAUGAAGAUCAGAGCAGCAAACUGCAAGCUCAACAUGAAAGAGCUAUGAAAAUAUCAAAUUGGGCCAACGUGCUCUUGCUCGCGUUCAAGAUAUAUGCAACCGUGAAGAGUGCGUCCAUAGCCAUCGCAGCAUCAACACUAGAUUCGUUGCUGGAUUUAAUGGCCGGCGGUAUCCUUUGGUUUACACACUUGUCGAUGAAAUCAAUCAACAUAUACAAGUAUCCUAUCGGGAAACUUCGGGUACAGCCAGUGGGCAUUAUCAUCUUCGCUGCUAUCAUGGCCACUCUGGGGUUUCAGGUGCUUGUCCAAGCCGUCGAGCAACUCAUCAGAAACCAACCUUCCGAAAGGAUGACAUCAGAGCAGUUAGUGUGGUUGUACACCAUUAUGCUGACGGCAACCGGAGUGAAACUCAUCCUUUGGAUCUACUGCAGACGCUCGGGGAACAAAAUAGUUCGUGCUUAUGCAAAGGAUCAUUACUUUGAUGUGGUGACAAAUGUGGUGGGUUUAGUUGCUGCUGUUCUCGGAGAUAAGUUUUAUUGGUGGAUCGAUCCAGCUGGUGCCAUAGCGCUUGCUAUUUAUACAAUAUCAAAUUGGUCUGGCACAGUUAUGGAAAAUGCCGUGUCCCUUGUUGGGCAAUCAGCUCCACCGGAAGUCUUGCAGAAACUGACAUACCUAGCCCUUAGACACCAUCCUCAAAUUAAACGAGUUGACACAGUUCGUGCAUACACCUUCGGCGUCCUUUACUUUGUUGAGGUAGACAUUGAGUUGCCUGAAGAUUUGCCGCUGAAAGAAGCGCACGCGAUCGGAGAAUCAUUGCAGAUAAAGAUCGAAGAGCUCCGUGAAGUGGAAAGAGCCUUCGUUCAUCUAGACUUCGAGUGCGAGCACAAGCCGGAGCAUUCUGUGCUCAGCAGACUCCCAAGCAGCCAGCAUUGACAACUCCGGCAACGAACUGGGCUUUCAUCAUUUGCAUUCUCUAGCACUUAAACGAACUUCAGAGUUUGGUAAUGUGUAAGCUAAAGGACAGAAGGAGGAACUGUUGGCCGAGCUAAUAUAUAGAUUGGUAUCUUCUGUGUGCUGAA